UUUCUAGGGCAAUGCGAAAUGUUGGACAGGCACGGACCUCCCAUGCACUUCCGGCCCCAUCUCCGGAGCCCGAACAAUGCCAUACGCCUCCCUCGUGCCGUUUAACCACUCUGGAUUUUGCCGCUCUGUCCUGAUUCCCGUUCCCUCUUUCAUUAGCGUUGCUACAGGUAACUCAUUUGGCAAUCGGAUCGAGAUCAGCGCAGAGGAGUUUGAGGGCUUUUAAGUGUGUUUUUCUCGAUAAAUGCCUCUGAAUUGGUCUUUGGAUGUGCCACUUUCGACGAGAUUGGUUUCGUGAGGAUGAGGGAGGGAGGGAGGGAUGAAGGAUGGAAGCUCUUGCGAAUGAGCAUUGAUGGUUGUGGACGCUGAAAUCCUGGAAUUUUGUAGUCUGAAUUUGGUGGAUGAGGGACUGAAUUAUGCCGUGGAGGUUUUUGAAGCUGAGUGGGGAGGAUUUCGUGAAUCGGAGUAGGUUUGGAAGAGAGCCGUGGGCAGUGUGAUUCGAAAUUGAGGAGGAGACAAAGAAGUGCUUGGAAGGGAUGGCGAUGGCCAGCGCGGCGGGGAGGAUCGGGCGGAGCCGGGCGGGUGCUGCUGCUGCUGCUCUGAGCCGGGGAUUUAAGGUGGAGCGGUUGGACAUGUUCGACGUGGUAAAUCCAGCCACGGGGAAGGUCAUCGGGGAGCUGUUGAUUGAGAGCAAGGAUGAAGUGGUGUCAAAAUUUGAGGCUCUUGCAGCUGGUCAGAAGAAGUGGCGGAGCGUGCCUUUGGUGGAGCGGCGAGCCAUGCUGGAGAGGUUCAACGAGCUUCUUAGGCUUAAUAUGCCGGUUCUAGCCAAGACCUUGAGCACGGAAAUGGGGAAGCCGAUUGCACAGGCGAAGAACGAGGUUCGUGCGACGGUGGAUAGAGUCAGGUUUUACCUUGAAAAUUAUGAGAAGGUGCUCAAGGAGAGUUGUGUUUUGGAGACCAGUAUCCUCAAGGAGAAGGUUGUUUACGAGCCUCUUGGAGUAGUGGCUAACAUUUCAGCUUGGAAUUAUCCAUAUUUCGUCUCCACGAAUGUGUUUGCUGCAGCCCUAUUAACAGGGAAUGCUGUUCUUUAUAAGCCGAGUGAGCAUGCCACCUUAACAGGGAUGGAGAUCACAAACUUGCUGUAUGAGGCAGGGGUUCCAAAGAAUGUAUUUGCGAUGACAACCGGUAAGGGAGAGACAGGAGCGGCCGUGGCAUCGCUGAAAGGUUUGGGAGGAUUAUUUUUCACGGGCUCGAACAAGACGGGGCUGGAAAUUGCGAAGCAAGCUGCUCCAAAUCUUGUCAAGCUGCAAUUGGAGCUCGGAGGAAAGGAUCCCGUGUAUGUGAGAGCUGAUGUGGCGGACGUAGGUGCCGCUGCCGCGUCUAUUGCAGAUGGUGCAUUUUAUAAUUGUGGGCAGAGUUGUUGUAGUGUGGAAAGGAUUUACGUCGAUAAAAGAAUAUACAACGAGUUUCUGAGUGCUUUCAUCAAGAAUGUAAUGGCUUUCAAGGUGGGAGAUCCUUUAAAGCCUGAUACAUAUAUUGGUCCCGUGGCCAGACAACCUCACUUGCCUUACCUUGCUGCCCAGGUGCAGGAUGCUAUCUCCAAAGGAGCUCGCGCAUCAUCACACACACAUCUAGAGAGCAAUCAAGGGGGUUUCUAUUUCCCUCCUACAGUCCUCUCAGACGUGAAUCACACCAUGGACGUUAUGAAGGAAGAGUCAUUUGGGCCUUUGAUUGGAAUUCAAGCUGUAGAAAAUGAUGCAGAAGCAUUGGCACUUAUGAAUGAUACUACCUAUGGGCUUACUGCCAGUGUGUAUUGCAAGCACAAUCAGGAUGCUGAGAACAUUCUUCGAGAGUUGGACGUUGGCACAGGUUACUGGAACUGCUGCGAUCGAGUAUCACCCAGGUUGCCGUGGUCUGGCCGCAGAGGUUCAGGCCUAGGGGUCACUUUGGGCAUGGAUGGGCUCCGUUCCUUCGUGAAACCCAAGGGGAUUGUCUUUCAAAGUCCUUCCAACAAGGAUUAAACAGCGAAAUCUUGAAUGAAGAACGAAUGUGAAACCCAACUCGGGCUUCACUCAAAGUCCUACAACUCAAUCAAUUUGGCUGGCCUCUCGUAGUCAAAUCGACUCGAAUCCUGUUGGAACACAAAUCAUGUCAAAUUUUAGACAGCGCCAGGGCUCUUUAACGACUAGGCCGUGGAAAAACUGUCGAUGGCCAAUUAACCAUCAUGGGUAUUCUUGUACGCCAUGGUGGCAUUCGUGUACGUCAUCCGGCCACAACCUUCUAAUUGCCACUUUUGCGCUGCUUAUUGUUACUCUAGUGAAGGGUGCAUUUGGUCAGGUUUCACAUUUAAGAACAAGUCUUUUUUUAAUGUAUUCUUUGACCAUUGGAAUCAGGUAGUUGGGUUUCUAUUAAGUCUGUAAUGUUAUAAACUUUGACCAUAAAAUCCAAUGAAGUUACAUUGUAAACUACAAGUUCAACUUUGCGUAGUUUUUGUUUAGUUGUCAGCCAUAUUUUAAAUUUUCAGUCUUUAUAAUGAAACUUACGUUAAAUAUCA
Molecule: messenger RNA, 2551 nt
Organism: Physcomitrium patens
Lineage: Eukaryota; Viridiplantae; Streptophyta; Bryopsida; Funariales; Funariaceae
Molecular function (GO): oxidoreductase activity, acting on the aldehyde or oxo group of donors, NAD or NADP as acceptor
Source: RefSeq, a predicted model, not a curated record